CGAAAAUGGUGUUUGUUCCUGCAAUGCAUUGAACCUAGUUUUUGCGGCUAGUAGAAACGGUUUCAAAAACCAACUUUUAAGAUUCGUGAUUAUUAUUGUAGUAAAUUAAUUUAGUUUCAUGAUUUUAUACUGUGUAUAAUCUUUUAUCCAUGGAAGACCUUUGUUGCCGCGCAAUCAAUCUUCGCUGUAUGCGUUCCCUAUAAUUUCCGUGAUAAUUUUACAUUUUUUAUAUAAGUUUUCACAAGAAUAUUUUGCCAUUAUUACUGUUAAUUAAAUUUAAAUAAGUGUUCCACUCAAUGUAGCCAUUUAAUUCAAGACGAUAAAGUUUAACGUAUGUUGCUAUUUUCAUACCUAAAGAUAUAUUAAUAAACAACAAAAUGCAGGGUGAUGAUCCUCCAUACCUACCUGUAGGAACUGAUGUUAGUGCAAAGUAUAAAGGUGCUUUUUGUGAGGCAAAAGUUAAGAAGGUAGUGCGCAACAUAAAAUGCAAGGUAACUCUGAAAGCUGGAGGAAUAACAACAGUGAAUGAUGAUGUUAUUAAAGGAACCUUAAGGGUUGGUAGCACAGUGGAAAUAAAGCAGGAUCCAAAGAAAGAUCCCAUUGAAGCAGUCAUUACUAAGAUACAGGACUGUAGCCAGUAUACUGUUGUUUUUGAUGAUGGCGAUAUAACAACAUUGCGUAGAUCAGCACUGUGUCUCAAGAGUGGGAGGCAUUUCAAUGAAAGUGAGACACUGGAUCAGCUGCCACUUACACAUCCAGAACAUUUCUCCACUCCUGUGAUAGCUGGCAGGAGAGGAAGACGUGGAAGAGCCCAGUCAGAGGAGAGUGAGGGCGAAGGCCCAACACGUCGCGUAAAAGCUGACAGCACUGAACGCGAGCCGCAUGUCGGUCGCGUAGUGCUUGUAGAAGCCGCUAGUGGGGCGGAGCGCCGGCGUCCCCACCAACCGGCCUUCCCUGCACUUGUUGUAGCACCCACGGCACAAAUCAAGGUCAAAGAGGACUAUCUGGUGCGCUCAUUUAAAGAUGGAAGAUACUAUACAGUGCCAAAGAAAGAGGCAAGGGAAUUCCGCAAAGGCAGUGCUCCACUAGAAUGGUGUGGUGUAGAAGCUGCUUUACAGUAUCUUAAUAAUGGGGUACUUCCACCACACUGGGACAGAGAUUCAUUGUUUAAUGAACCUAGAAACACUUCAGAUGAUAGUUCUGAUGAUGAGCCUCGUGAAGAAAAGGACCAUUUUGUGGCGCAACUAUACAAGUUCAUGGAUGAUCGCGGAACGCCGUUAAAUCGAAACCCAACUAUCGCAAAUAAAGACAUUGAUCUUUAUAGAUUAUUUAGAGUUGUACAAAAGCUUGGAGGGUAUAAUAGAGUGACAAAUCAAAAUCAAUGGAAAACAAUUGCUGAUAAAAUGGGAUUCCACCCUGUUACUACAAGCAUAACUAAUCUCUGCAAGCAAGCAUAUAAAAAGUUCCUACACAGCUUCGAAGACUUCUACCGCAAGCUGGGCGUGACGCUGGUAGCGCACCCGCGCGGGGCCCGCACGCCGCCCGCCGGCCGCAGCCUCAUCCGCGACCGCGACAAGCUGCCGCCCGCGCCCGCCACGCCGCCCGCCACCCCCACAACGCCAGUUAACUCCGCGCCGCCCCGUGCAAAAGACAAAGAUUCUGAUAAAAGUGAAACUGAUAAGAGUGAAAAGGAUGAAAAGGUCGAUAAACCAAAAGAGAAAGCUCCCUGCGCUAGCGAUGAAGAAGACAGCGCUGACAAUCAGCCUCUAGUGCCAACCUGCACAACUCCCAAAUUACCCGAGAAAGAAAAAGAAAAGGAAAAGGAAAAAGACAAAGAGAAGGAGAAGGAGAAAGAAAAAGAUAAAGACAAGGACAAAGAUAAAGAUAAGAGUUCAACAACGAGUGAAGAAAAAGCGCCAAUAAAGUCUAGAUCGCAAUCUAAGACUAGAAGUCUACCGCCAAUCAAGAGUGAGUCGCAUGAGAAGAGAACACCGAAACGACGGCCCCUCUCAUCCAAACUGAGUGAAAGUGGGAGUGGAAGUGCAUCUCGCGCAUCCCGACGCCCACAUGUUUCAACUGACAGUGAUAGUUCUGGUAGAGCCUCUAGAUGCGGUCUUACCAAGAAAAUGCAAAGUCGACGAAGUCAAAGCGCAAAUUCCGCCAGCAGCGGUAACACCAUAGCGUCUAACAGCAGUAAGCGGCCGCGGAAACGAAAGACAACAGAGCCAUCUACUGGUGAACCAGCCCGUAUAGGAAAUUCCAAUGUGAAAGCACAAGUUGGAGACAAACUCAAAGUGUACUAUGGUCCAACACAAUCAGAAUCUAAAGUUACCUAUGAAGCAAAGGUAAUAGAGAUAUCCGCUGAAGGAAUGUUACGCGUGCACUACACAGGCUGGAACACGCGAUAUGACGAGUGGAUAAAGCCGCAGCGUAUCGCCCUCAAUGUAACGCAACAUGACGCUCGCAAUAAGAAGAGUACUGGUGCAAGCAGGCGAGCUAGAAGCAAGAGGCCUGAAGGAACCUCUGUACGAUCAGAUACUGACAGUGAUUCAGAUAGUGACGUGGAUGUAAAGAGACCGCCCAAAAAGUCAGAUGACAAAUCAAAUCCGAAAACUCCAUUACGCACAAAGGAUGCCAAAUCAAGUGAUAGCAGCAGUUCAAGCAAGCCAAGAAAAAGGCCUGUCAGGACGGUGUCAACACCAACAAACAUCUCUCCAGCAAAGAAACCGCGAAUUAACACUACACCUCAUCAGCACCAAGGGCGGGACUAUGAUCUAAAUGAAAUUAGAUCUGAACUUAAAGGUCUACAAACCGUCAAACAAGAACCUGAAGAAAAUAUUAAGACUGAAACAAUACCGACAGAAAGUGAGGAAAACCAACCUUCCACAUCUAGUUCGGACAUUCCGCUGGAAGAAAAACAAGCUGAAGAUGUUUAUGAGUUUAAAGAACCCGAACCCUUCGAACUGGAAUUGCAUGACGAAAAGAAGAAAAGAACCCAUCGCAUAUUUGAUGACAUAUCUCCAACAAAGUACACUUCAACAUUAACUAAAUCACUUAGUGAGGAAAUUUCCGAAGAGGCAUUAAGACCUAGAGCCUCUUCAUUUAGAUCGCCUUCGUUAUCACCAUUUAGAGAAUUUGGAUCGACUCGGGAUGCUGCUGGUAGGCAGACUCCCGAAGAGGAUUCCAAAGAUGGUCUGUUUUCUCUAGAUGAUGACUCUUUGCCCGGUGAAGGAAGCUCUGGGCCUAUUUUUGAAGGAUUCACUCCUGCUAAAAACCAAGAAACUUAUUCGAAGAAAAGCAAAGUUACGAAAUUGCGGGAGUUAAUUGACGAUUCUCCAGAAAGUCCUGCUGACGACGAACGAUCAUCCGAGGAUGAGCGCGAAGUUAUCGUUAAAGAAGAAGACCGACAAGAAAGCCCUAUGACGCCGCAAUUAGAAAUAGUUAGUAGUCAGGAAGUGGCCAAGGAAGAAAUAAUAGAACAAGAGCAGAGUAAAGAAAUUCAAGAUGCAAUUACUCUUCUUAAAGAAUUACCACCUAUAGAAUCUAUCCCAAUGCCUCCCAACACACCACCCCCGCAAAGCAAACCGACAAUACCCACUACUUCAGUUACAUCUCCUAUUGAAGAUAAAGAAGAAGAAGCCGACCAUCAAAAUGAAAAAGCCAUACUCGAUCAAACUGAUCUUUUAUCCAUACCUCUCCCAAGUUCUGAACCUAAAGAGAUGUCAAGACUCAAAAUUGAAAAGUUAGACCCUGAUCCUGCAUUAUCUAAAUUAGAUGCUCCAUCCAGCCCUAUCGACACAGAAGAAGAUAAAUCAGAACCCGACAGUCCCGCAAGAAUUGAUGUUUUACCUGAACCUCCUCCGGGUUUCUUGUUACAAUCCGAAGGUCCAAAAAUAGCUGAAAAAUUACUUAAAGCUAUUAAUAGUGCCAAACGUCUUUCCAUGUCGCCACCCCCGGCAGAAGAUCGACCAAUUACACCUAAAAAGGACAGUAUUCAAAUUAAGACACCGGAAGAGAAAAAUUCUCCUGUGCCUCCUGAAAUUAGGAUGCCAACACCAAAAGGAGAAUUACUCAAACCCCCUACUAAAAUUGAAACCAGUAAAAGACUGAGUCCAGAAGAAAUAAAAGAUUCUAUAUUUGGCGAACCAUCGAACAUGACUGAUUCUAAACGCGAUGCAGCUGCUGACAUUAAAAAAGUUAAGCCAAAAGAAGCGUCGCCGCCAAGAUUGCAGAGUCCUUUAAGUAUAUUAGAGCGACGAAAGAGUGUAGCAGAUUUACCUUUGGGAGGUCCCGGGAAGAAUAAUAAAGUACUCAGUGACACCAUACAAAAACUUUCAAGUCAAAUAAACCAAUCGGUUUCGGCGGCUACUAUACCAAUACCGCCAUAUCAGCCCGAAGACAGAAGCGAAUCUACUGAUUCUGAUGACUCAGAUAGAAGGUUAAUAAUAGACAAGCUAUCAAUAGAAGAGUGGGGUAGUGGUAGCGGCAGCGGUGCGAGCGGGCGGGCGGAGCGCGGCGCGCGCGGGCCGCACGCCGGCAAGUCGCCCGGCGAGUGGAGCGCCGGAGAGACGCUGCUCAUGCUGGAGGACGCGUGCAAGAACGAGAGGAAGCAUAGUGCAAGUGUGGUAGUAGCGGGCGGCAGUCGGUCAGCGGGUGGCACUACAGCAGUCGCUACGGGUACAGCGGGCCCGGCGAGCGUGGCGGCGGCGGGCGAGGAGGACAGCAACCUGUCGCUGCUGCUGUGCGAGGAGACCAUCCCCGGGUCUCCGGCGCCGGACGCGGAGCCGGCGCCGGCGCGCCUCGCUGUGCACCUGCCGUUCGCCUGCGCGCCGCCGCACCACGAACGCUCUAAGGCGGAAGAACGUCGCAACUCAACUGGGGCACGUGAAGGCCGCGAACCCCGCGAGGCGAGCGCUGAGGGCCGGGCGCGGGAGGGCGAAGGGCGAGCGCGCGAGGGCGAAGCGCGGGAGGCGUGCGAGCACGAGCCGUGGCCGCGUCGCCACGCGCUGCUCGACAACACGCCGCCCACCACGCCCGACAGCAGCCUCGACCUGUCGCCGCACCGGGAACGCCGAAUAUCAGAAAGAGACAGUCCAUCUGAAAGAAAAGACGAUGAAGAGGACAGCAGGCCUGCGGACUCUUGUGCACUUGAUAUUGAUAAACCACAUGGCAGCGGCCGGUCGCGGCUCGCGUCGGAGAGCUCGCUGGGCGCGCGCGUGCGGGUGCGUCGCUCGCGCCGCGACACCGACGACCACCACGCGCCGCUCAAGUACAACUUCUACGUGGAGCUCGAUCCAACAUGGGACUGCCAGUCCCGUAUCAAGCUGUUGAUGUCGCGGAUGGCUGACCUGCGCAAAGCGUACCACUCGGUGAAGGCGGAACUAGCGGCCAUCGACCGACGGAGAAAGAAACUACGCAGGAAGGAGAGAGAGGCUGUCAAGGCAGCCAAAGCCGCGUGCUCAUGAUUCGACUAGUCUGCCUGGUGCAGAAAUAAUAUUCCGAAGACUUCAGUUUAUUCGUUAUAGAAUAAACACAACUAAAGCACACUUUCACACAAUAUCUCGUUGCGCCUUAGGGAUAACAAUACAUUUCGGUAUAUUAAAAUGAAUUAUAAAUAUGUUUUUACAACUUUGAACUCUAUAUUUUAUCGUUAUUUUUAUUUACACAAGUAAAGUCAUAAUUUAAUGCAUUUUUUGCUUUAAAUCUCUGAGUUUGGAUUUUAUAUUUAUUGUAAAUACAAAUAAAUAAUUUAUAAAAAAACUGAUGUUUUGCAAGUAUAAUCUUUAGACUUGUAUAUUAACGAUUUUAAUUUAAAUCAAUAAAGGUAGUGGUAUAAUA
Molecule: messenger RNA, 5838 nt
Organism: Colias croceus (clouded yellow)
Lineage: Eukaryota; Metazoa; Arthropoda; Insecta; Lepidoptera; Pieridae
Gene: htk
Product: AT-rich interactive domain-containing protein 4A
Exons: 26
Coding region: 378-5465 (1695 amino acids)
Biological process (GO): regulation of transcription by RNA polymerase II
Cellular component (GO): nucleus
Molecular function (GO): transcription cis-regulatory region binding
Source: RefSeq, a predicted model, not a curated record